Gossypium raimondii (Peruvian cotton) is the source of this 1464-nucleotide messenger RNA. RefSeq lists its product as uncharacterized. The coding region runs from base 1 to 1464 and encodes 487 amino acids. The transcript is spliced from 7 exons. The record is from RefSeq and is a predicted model, not a curated record. NCBI's taxonomy places the organism in Eukaryota, Viridiplantae, Streptophyta, Magnoliopsida, Malvales, Malvaceae.
AUGAGCGCUCGUGGAACUCGCAGUUGUGGUAUCCAUGGGUGCGGCAGAGGCCGCAAAGGGACUCGAGUUGAGUCUUCCUCUUUAGGCAGUAUGUCAAACUUAGACACGAGUGAGACACUGGUUUCACCUGCUACUGAGACUAGGGGUGUCACUGGAGUCACCGCUACUAUGGUCGAGUAUUGGUUGGAGGCUACUGAGAGGAUCAUAAAUGACAUCGACUGUACUCCUAAGCAUAAACUAAAGGGUGUAGUCUCUUUGCUUCGCGACGAGGGGAAGUAUGUGGGUGCGAGCUAUGUAGAUGCUCGUAGGCAUGAGUUCAUGAAUCUCAGGCAAGGUGAUAGAUUAGUGGCCGAGUAUGAGGCUGAGUUUCUGAGGUUGAGCCGUUACGCUCGAGGCAUGGUGGAGUCUGAGUAUGAGAAGUGCAUCCAUUUUGAGAAUGGCUUGAGGGAUAAUCAGAGAGUAUUGAUUACUCCACAGAGGGAGCGAGAGUUUGCAAUUCUAGUGGAUAAGGCAAAGAUCGUUAAAGAGAGGCCAAAGAAAUGGGCUAGACCUGAUGGGCCUGUUAAAGUGGGGGAUCCUGUUGCUCCUACUGGGAUUCAACCAUGUGGGGAUUGUGGUAGGUGUCAUUCGGAUGAGUGUUGGAGGAGGUUAGGGGCCUGUCUGAGGUGUGGGUCUUCGGAGCAUCGGAUUCAAGAGUUUCUCAGCAGGCUAAUCAGAUACAUAGGUUCUACACACUCCUAUGUAGCUAGUACUAUUUUUGAAAACUUGGGGAUUUCUGUUGAGAGUACCUUUAGUGAGAUUACCAUAUUGAGUCCGUUAGGGAAAUCUGUCCAGGUUAAUAGACUUUAUAGGAGUGUUCCGUUAAAAGUGCAAGAGGUUGUGUUUCUGGCGAAUUUUAUGGAGCUACCAUUUGGGGAGUUCGACUUAAUUCUGGGUAUGGACUGGUUCGUUGAGCACCUGGUUAGCUUGGAUUACGCAACUAAGAGAGUUGUUUUAAGGACCAAGGAUGAUAAGGAGGUGGUUGUGAUUGGUACAGCUCUAGUGUCCAUCGCUCCACACCGUGUGGCAUCGAAGGAGCUUACAGAGCUUCUCAACUUCAAGAGCUUCUGGAUCAUGGUUUUAUCCGUCCAAGUGUGUCUCCAUGGGGGCAUCGGUUCUUUUCGAGGAGAUUUUGUGUUCUCGAAAAUAGAUCUCCAUUCUGGGUAUCAUCAGCUUAGAGUCAAGGAAGUGGAUGUUCAUAAGACUGUAUUUAGGACUCGCCAUGGGCAUUAUGAGUUCCUAGUUAUGCCCUUUGGUCUGACGAAUGCUCCGGCUGCAUUCAUGGAUUUGAUGAACCGAGUGUUUCAGCCGUAUCAAGAUCAGUUCAUCGUGGUCUUCAUGGAUGAUAUUCUGGUUUACUCUAAGAUUGAGGAUGAGCAUGACGAGCAUCUUAGAGUAGUGCUUCAGAUACUCUGCGAAAAAUAG